GGCUCCCGGGUCGUCGCCUGCUCCUCCGCCUCGCCUGCUCUGCGCGUCCCGGGGCCGCCGCGCGCCAUGCGCCUCCAGGGCCCCGCCACCGCCUCCCCGCAGCGGCUCCUCGGCCUCCUGCUGCUCCUGCUGCUGCUGCAGCUGCGGGCGCCGUCGAGCGCCUCCGAGACCCCCAAGGGGAAGCAAAAGGCGCUGCUCCGGCAGAGGGAGGUGGUGGACCUGUAUAAUGGCAUGUGCUUACAAGGGCCCGCGGGGGUGCCUGGGCGAGAUGGGAACCCUGGGGCCAAUGGCAUCCCUGGCACCCCUGGGAUCCCAGGUCGAGAUGGAUUCAAAGGAGAAAAGGGGGAGUGCCUGAGGGAAGUCUUUGAGGAGUCCUGGACGCCUAAUUAUAAGCAGUGUUCGUGGAGUUCACUGAAUUAUGGCAUAGACCUUGGAAAAAUUGCGGAGUGUACAUUCACAAAGAUGCGUUCGAACAGCGCCCUAAGAGUUUUGUUCAGUGGCUCGCUUCGGUUAAAAUGCAGAAGCGCAUGCUGUCAGCGUUGGUAUUUCACGUUCAAUGGAGCUGAAUGUUCAGGACCUCUUCCUAUUGAAGCCAUAAUUUAUUUGGACCAAGGAAGCCCUGAAAUGAAUUCGACAAUUAAUAUUCAUCGCACUUCUUCUGUGGAAGGACUCUGUGAAGGAAUUGGUGCCGGACUAGUGGACAUUGCUAUCUGGGUUGGAACUUGCUCAGAUUACCCGAAAGGAGAUGCCUCUACGGGGUGGAAUUCAGUGUCUCGUAUCAUUAUUGAAGAGCUACCAAAAUAAAUCCUUUCAUUUUUAGUAUAUGUGCUGCCAAAGCGAGCACAAUCCUUUCAUUUUUGUUCCCUACCUCUCUUGUAUUAUACCUUUGAAUGGUUCAUUUUAGUGACCCACCCCUUCUAUAAUUUUUAUGUGUACAUCUGAAUGAAAAAACAAAAUUAAAUGUGUUUACAGACCAAAGUGUGAUUUCACACUGUUUUUAGAUCCAGUAUUCAUUUUCCUUCCAUCAAAACUGGUUUUGGGAUUUUGUAGAAGAUUAAAAUACUUUCUUCACAUUCCCAUUCCCUGAACCUAUAAUUUGGAAUGUUACUGUGGUCUCCGUUUCUUUCCUGUUCUCUUAGUGUAGCACUUUUUAAAAUAUAAAAGCUACCAGUCUUUGUAUAAGUUGUAAAUGUUCAGAAUUGUUUUAUAUCUGUGAAAUAAAACUUAUUUCAAACAACUUUAAUAUCUUUAACGUAAUUGCCACUAAAAUGAGGGUUUCUGGUACUUUAUAUCUGGAAAGUUGAGGAUAAACCUGAUUUUGAAUUUAUCCGUUUAACAAUCAUGUUUUAAAUUUAGUACAUGUAUAGUCCUGUUCCAUAUUUUGAGGUAUUCAAAGAGAAAGGGAUAUUCAUGUGUCAGGAAAUGCACUAGCACUUUAGAAAUUUUAUCUUAAUUUAACAAAGUGUAAAAAGACGGGGACUCUGGUCUCAAAUUGCUUACCAUUUGGUAGGGAAACUAAGAUACACACAAAAAUAAUAAAUCAAAGAUUAAUAUGUUGAUUGUGACAAAAGUUGUUGAAGAGGUGCUAUAAUUCAAAGAAAGACCUAUCACUUCUGGCUGAGGUGAUCAGAAAGAAUUCAUGAUGAAGGAAGUACAGGUGUAAGACUGAUAAAGUUAAGUAAAUCCUGGGCUUG
Molecule: messenger RNA, 1694 nt
Organism: Physeter macrocephalus (sperm whale)
Lineage: Eukaryota; Metazoa; Chordata; Mammalia; Artiodactyla; Physeteridae
Gene: CTHRC1
Product: collagen triple helix repeat containing 1
Exons: 4
Coding region: 67-804 (245 amino acids)
Source: RefSeq, a predicted model, not a curated record